Molecule: messenger RNA, 570 nt
Organism: Cylicostephanus goldi
Lineage: Eukaryota; Metazoa; Nematoda; Chromadorea; Rhabditida; Strongylidae
Source: the annotation of a GenBank genome assembly
AUGAUUCUGCAGCAGUUAAGGUCAAACUACUCGGCAUAUUCUAGGGUGAAGUGUGAGUCUGGAACUUAUGUCAGAACAAUCUGUGUUCACUUAGGACUACUUAUUGGAGUUGGAGGACAGAUGCAGGAACUGAGAAGAACUAGGUCAGGUAUCACUGACGAGCAUGAUCAACUCGUCACUAUGCACGAUAUUCUCGAUGCGCAGUAUGUACUUGAUCAUCAUAAGGACGAAACUUAUAUGAGACGCAUUGUCCGUCCAUUGGAAGCACUAUUUGUUGAACAUAAGCGAAUAAUUGUCAAAGAUUCUUCUUUUCUCCUUAUUCUUAUUCCUGCCUAUAUGUUAUCAAUGCCACAGGUCAAUGCCAUCUGCUAUGGCGCUAAAAUCCUACUGCCAGGUGUUUUACGCUAUGACGAUGGUAUCGAGGUUGAGCAUGAAAUUGUAGUGGUUACCACCAAGGGAGAAGCCAUUUGCGUCGGUGAUUACGACGUCAUUAGCUUAUUCAUGCGUAUGUAUGGUUUUCUAGCUAUCGCAGAGAUGACUACAUCGACGAUGGCUUCCACUGACCACGGA